AUGCAGCUGAAGAACGUACUUUACCGGGGCCUGCCCUUUGCAGUCGCAACCAUCGCGGCAGCCAAAACAAUCAACCACGCCUAUGAAUUCAACCCCGUCGUCGUCUCCGGCGGCGGCUACAUCACAGGAAUAAUCGCCCACCCUACUGAGAAAGACCUACUCUACGCGCGCACAGAUAUUGGGGGUACAUACCGGUGGAGUUCGUCCGAGGACAAAUGGAUCCCACUGAACGACUUCAUCAGUGCAGCCGAUGAAAACCUACUAGGCACAGAGAGUAUUGCGUUGGACCCCAAUGAUCCAGAUCGUCUUUAUCUUGCGCAGGGGCGGUAUCUUAGUUCGGAGAAUGCUGCGCUCUUUGUUUCGAGCGAUAGAGGUGAGACGUUUGACAUCUACCCAGCGCCGUUCAAGAUGGGCGCCAAUGAGCUCGGACGGAAUAAUGGGGAGAGGUUGGCUGUGAACCCCUUCAAGGCGGAUGAGCUGUGGAUGGGAACUAGGGAUGCGGGUCUGCUGGUGAGUGAGGAUGGAGCGAGGAGCUGGAGGAACGUGACUGGGUUCCCGAACGCGAACGCGAACGGAAUCGGAAUCUUCUGGGUGAUUUUCGAUCCGAGAAGUGAGGGGACCGUUUAUGUUGGUGUUGGCGUGCCUGGGGGAAUUUAUGUUACCAAGGACUCCGGUGAGACCUGGAAGGCUGUACCGGGCCAGCCGCUGGAAUGGGAUGAAGAUGUUCUUGUCUUUCCGGAGGAAGCGCAGCCGCAGAGUACAGGACCGCAGCCGAUGAAGGGUGUACUGGCGGAGAACGGGGCACUAUAUGUGACUUAUGCCGAUGCGCCCGGGCCGUAUGGUGCGACUUAUGGCGGGGUCUAUGUCUAUAACACGACUUCAACCGAGUGGACGAAUAUCACGCCGAAUGCUGACAACUCAUCUCCGCCGCCCUUUGACAAUCAGACAUUUCCGGCAGGAGGGUUCUGCGGGCUCAGCGUUGAUUCAAAGGAUCCGGAGACACUCGUGGUUGUGUCUCUAGAUCGUGAUCCCGGUCCGGCUUUGGACAGCAUGUAUCUCUCGCGUGACGGUGGGCGGUCCUGGAAGGAUGUAUCUCAGAUCUCAACACCACCUCGCUCAGGCGGAUACUGGGGUCAUCCGAUCGAGGAAGCCGCGUUCAAAGACGGCACUGCUGUUCCUUGGCUGAGCUUUAACUGGGGCCCUCAAUGGGGCGGUUACGGUGCUCCCUCUCCUGUGCGCGGGCUGACGAAGUUUGGAUGGUGGAUGACGGCUGUCCUCAUCGACCCUAGUGAUUCUGACCAUGUUCUCCAUGGCACUGGAGCUACCAUCUGGGCAACUGACAACUUGUCCAGUGUGGAUAAGAACCAAGCACCUGACUGGUACAUCCAAGCUCAAGGAAUUGAAGAGUCCGUUGCUUUGGCCAUGGCAAGCCCUAACGGCGGCAAUUCGCACCUCCUCACUGGCCUGGGUGAUAUCAACGGAUAUAGGUAUGGUGAUCUCGACGUUCCUCAGCCGAUGUUCGAACUUCCGGUAUUCUCGAACUUGAAUGCCCUCGACUGGGCCGGUCAGAAGCCAGAAACUAUUAUUCGUGCCGGCCCCUGUGGACAUAACUACACAGAUGGUUGCGGACUUGCCGCGUACUCAGCGGACGGUGGCAGUUCAUGGACAAAGUUCGCUACCUGCAUUCCCGGCAUAGAGACUGGCACCCCGAAUCCUGGGGUCAUAGCUAUCGACGCUUCAGGCAAGAACAUUGUGUGGUCCUCGGCAAUGACGACGUACUGGCCAACCCUGCAGGCUAUCACGACUCGCACGAACGAAUCCGGUCCGUAUGUCACGACGGACCUAGGCCAGACCUGGGUGUCUCCCACCGGUUUAAAUGUGCAGACUCCCAAUAUUAGUGCGGACAGAGUCCAACCACGAACAUUUUAUUCGUUUAGUGAUGGGACGUGGUAUCUGAGUAGGGAUGGUGGCCUUUCAUACCGCGCCUUCGAAGCCAAAGAAAUUGGGCUACCAGCAUAUUCGGGUGCUAUGCCAAUCGCGAAUUUCAAUAGAGCAGGCGAGGUCUGGCUCGCGCUUGGAGACUUGGGCAUCUACCAUACCCGCAACUUUGGCAAGAGAUGGUCGAAAAUUACUGAACGCGGAGUAGCAGCAAGACACCUGACAAUUGGUGCUGGUGCGCGACGUUCCUCAGGACCAGCGCUUUUUAUUGUCGGGAAAGUCGCAAGCCGUGGCCCGCUAAGCGAAGACGGAGUGUAUCGCUCAGAUGACAAUGGUAAAACCUGGGUGCGAGUAAAUGACGAAAAGCAUCAGUAUGGUGGGAUGGCAAUGAUCCAGGGUGAUCCUCGGGUGUAUGGCCGUGUUUAUCUGGGUACCGGCGGUCGAGGUAUCAUCUAUGCUGAUAUCAAGACGAAGCGCGAGGAUUGA
Molecule: messenger RNA, 2424 nt
Organism: Aspergillus mulundensis
Lineage: Eukaryota; Fungi; Ascomycota; Eurotiomycetes; Eurotiales; Aspergillaceae
Product: Oligoxyloglucan-reducing end-specific xyloglucanase
Exons: 1
Coding region: 1-2424 (807 amino acids)
Biological process (GO): xyloglucan metabolic process
Molecular function (GO): protein binding
Source: RefSeq, a predicted model, not a curated record